AUGCCGAACCAGUCUUUCAUCAUUCAUGAACCAUUAAUCGACCACGUCUACUCUACCAUUCACGCUUUUCUCUUCCUCCAAAGCUCACCCUGCAACACCUCUUGCAAAUCCGCAAAAGCACUGCUUGAACCUCCUUCUGUCUUACCAAACAGACUGGGGUAUCUGUUGUUGUACUCUACCAGCAUCGUUCUUGCCGUUUCGUUCCAUACCCUUACAACCAACCUCACACGACAGGCGGCCACGCUGGGUAAGAGGAAAUCUUCUGACGAGCAUAGCCGCCCUGACAAGAAGAAGAUCAUGACGGCGUCCAACAUAGAAAUAGACGGACCCUCCGUUGGAUCCGAGCAGCUCAAGAACGGCGACAUUGAUGAAUCCUUAUACAGUCGACAACUGUAUGUCCUUGGUCAUGAGGCUAUGAAGCGUAUGGGUUCCUCGCACGUCCUUAUUGCUGGUCUGAGAGGGCUCGGAGUGGAGAUCGCUAAAAACAUCGCCCUCGCUGGGGUCAAAUCCCUGACGUUGUUCGACCCAGAGCCAGCUGCUAUCUCCGAUCUCUCCUCACAGUUCUUCCUACAUCUGGACGACGUUGGUAAGCCAAGAGCUGCCGUUACUGUCCCUAGGGUUGCAGAACUCAAUGCAUACACGCCUGUGUCUGAGCAUCCUAGCAAGAGCCUCACAGAAGAUCUGAGCCAGCUCCAUCGUUAUCAAGUAGUUGUCUUGACAGGGGUUUCGCUUAGAGAUCAAGUAACGAUAUCUGAUUACUGUCACCAGAACAGUAUCUUCGUUGUCAUUGCGGAUGUCUUUGGGCUCUUUGGCUCAAUAUUCACGGAUUGUGGGAAAGACUUUGCAAUAGCAGACCCUACAGGGGAGAACCCGGUCAGCGGAAUACUUGCCGGCAUUGACUCGGACGGCUUGGUGUCGGCUUUGGAUGAGACGAGACAUGGUCUCGAAGAUGGCGACUUUGUCACUUUUACAGAAGUACAAGGUAUGGAAGCGCUCAAUAACGCAGAGCCUCGCAAAAUUACCGUCAAGGGCCCCUAUACAUUCUCCAUCGGAGACGUGUCCAAUCUGGGACAGUACAAGCGUGGCGGGCUCUACCAGCAAGUGAAAAUGCCCAAGAUCAUCAGCUUCCAGCCGCUCUCGGAACAAUUGAAAAAGCCUGAAAUACUAAUGUCCGAUUUUGCUAAAUUCGAUCGACCCCAACAGCUACACCUGGGCUUUCAGGCCUUGCACGAGUUUGCAAGCAGAAAUAGCGGGAAGUUGCCACGACCCUACUCGGACAAAGAUGCUUCUGAGGUCUUCAAGUAUGCUCAAGCUUUAGCUGGUGAAGGAGAUGACAAGGUAGAGCUGGACGAGAAAUUGUUGCGUGAACUUAGUCACCAAGCACGAGGAGAUCUUGCUCCUAUGGCUGCUUUCUUUGGAGGCUUAGCUGCGCAAGAAGUGCUGAAGUCUGUCUCCGGUAAAUUUCAUCCAAUCGUACAGUGGCUCUACUUCGAUUCCUUGGAGUCUCUGCCUAGUUCUGUAAAGCGAUCUGAAGAGCUAUGCAAGCCGUUAGACUCUCGCUACGAUGGACAGAUCGCUGUGUUCGGUCGGGAAUUCCAGGAGAAGCUCGCAAACGUUAACGAGUUUCUCGUUGGUGCUGGUGCAAUCGGCUGUGAGAUGCUGAAGAAUUGGGCCAUGAUUGGACUGGCAACAGGCCCCAAAGGCAAGAUCAAGGUGGCAGACAUGGACCAAAUUGAGAAGAGCAAUUUGAACAGACAAUUUCUGUUCCGCCCAAAAGAUGUCGGAAAGCUGAAGAGCGAGUGUGCUGCCGAAGCUGUUCAAGCCAUGAACCCAGAUCUCAAAGGGAAAUUCGUUAUUCUUCCGGACAGAGUCGGCGCCGAGACAGAACAUAUAUUCAAUGAAAGCUUCUGGGAAGAAUUGGAUGGCGUCACCAAUGCUUUAGACAAUGUGGACGCAAGGCAGUACGUCGAUCGUCGGUGUGUCUUCUUUCGGAAGCCACUUCUUGACAGUGGAACACUCGGCACCAAAGGCAACACGCAGGUCAUCUUGCCAAGUUUGACUGAAUCUUAUUCAAGCUCCCAGGACCCUCCCGAGCAGUCAUUUCCGCAAUGUACGCUGCGUAGCUUCCCAAACAAGAUUGAUCACACGAUUGCUUGGGCAAAGGAGAAGUUCCAUGAGUUUUUUGUUGGACCGCCGGAAACCGUGAACCUCUACAUAACACAGCCAAAUUACGUUGAAGAAACAUUGAAGCAAGCUGGCAACGAGAUACCGACAUUGGAGAGCAUUCGAGACUAUCUGGUGAGAGACAAGCCCCACAAUUUCGACGAUUGCAUCGUUUGGGCCAGACGCCAAUUCGAGAGCAAAUACAACAAUGAUAUCCAACAGCUACUCUACAAUUUCCCCAAGGAUUGUACUACCUCAAGCGGUGCACCAUUCUGGUCUGGACCGAAGCGAGCACCAGAUCCAUUGAGAUUUGAUGCCUCCAAUCCUACCCACAUGGGCUUCGUCGUUGCCGCCGCUCAUUUGCAUGCGUUCAACUAUGGCAUCAAGGGGGAUAGUAGUAUUACAGACAAGCAUUAUCUCAAGGUCAUGGACGAUAUGAUCAUUCCCGAGUUCACUCCAAGCUCUUCGGUUAAGAUCCAAGCAGAUGACAACGAGCCUGACCCGAAUGCCCAGCCCGCAGGAUCCAACUUUGAUGACAAUGAUACAUUGGAGCAAAUAAUCUCGCAAUUGCCACCCCCUCAAAGUCUCAAGGGCUCCAAGCUGGAGCCUGUUGAGUUUGAGAAAGAUGAUGAUACCAAUCACCACAUCGACUUCAUUACAGCAGCCAGUAACUUGCGAGCCCAGAAUUAUGCAAUCGCGGAGGCGGAUCGGCACAAGACCAAGUUCAUUGCGGGCAAAAUUAUUCCUGCCAUCGCCACGACUACAGCUUUAGUCACCGGCCUUGUCAUCCUAGAGCUCUAUAAGAUCGUGGAUGGCAAAGACGAUAUUGAACAAUAUAAAAAUGGCUUUGUCAACCUGGCGCUUCCGUUCUUUGGGUUCAGCGAGCCCAUUGCCAGUCCGAAGGGAAAGUACAUGGGCAGCUCCGGCGAGGUGACGAUCGACAAACUCUGGGAUCGAUUUGAAGUUGAGAAUAUCACUUUGCAACAGUUCCUGGACGACUUCAAGGAGAAAGGGUUGGAUAUUAUGAUGCUGAGCUCAGGCGUGAGUCUGUUGUAUGCCAGUUUCUACCCGGCGAGCAAACUCAAAGAUCGGCUUGGUCUUAAACUGAGCCAGCUUGUGGAAACGAUUAGCAAGAAGCCCAUUCCAGAUCACCAGAAGAACGUCAUCUUCGAGAUGACCGUGGAGGAUCAGAACGAGGAAGACGUAGAAGUUCCCUACGUCAUGCUCAAGCUGCGGAAAUGA
This is a messenger RNA of Letharia columbiana, 3405 nucleotides long. RefSeq lists its product as uncharacterized. Gene Ontology annotation, molecular function: SUMO activating enzyme activity. The coding region runs from base 1 to 3405 and encodes 1134 amino acids. The transcript has 5 exons. The record is from RefSeq and is a predicted model, not a curated record. Gene Ontology annotation, cellular component: SUMO activating enzyme complex; cytoplasm. Gene Ontology annotation, biological process: protein sumoylation. Lineage: Eukaryota; Fungi; Ascomycota; Lecanoromycetes; Lecanorales; Parmeliaceae.